Sardina pilchardus (European sardine) is the source of this 5113-nucleotide messenger RNA. RefSeq lists its product as uncharacterized. The coding region runs from base 55 to 4518 and encodes 1487 amino acids. NCBI's taxonomy places the organism in Eukaryota, Metazoa, Chordata, Actinopteri, Clupeiformes, Clupeidae. Gene Ontology annotation, molecular function: protein binding. Gene Ontology annotation, biological process: intracellular signal transduction. The record is from RefSeq and is a predicted model, not a curated record. The transcript has 13 exons.
CUUGAACAUGUAGUCCAUUCUGGUGGAAAGACAAAGCUACUACGAAAACUACUGAUGGAUUUCCCUCAAGAGGAAGAGGAUGCUGUUGGUGGAGAUCAGACAGGCAGAGCAGCAUGUGCCGUGUUCAGCCACGUGUCCCUGAAGGAUGAGGAGCCCGUCACUGAUGGGCAUCAGGGGGUCAGCACAGGAAGAGUGCUGUCUUAUCCAAGGAACAUACUGACCCAGGAUCAGUCCAGGUGUGGAGUGUGUGAGCAGCUACUGAGGGACCCAGUCAUCACCAGCUGUGGACACAGGUUCUGCAGGCAGUGCAUCAACAGCUACUGGAGCCAGUCUGGUCCAUCAGGAGACUACAGCUGCCCCCAGUGCAGAAAGAGACCCAGAACACAACCCAUUAUAAACCCUGACAUGACUCAACCACUAUACCCACCUACAGCCAUGGCACAACCUCACCAAUACCCACCUACAGCCAUGGCCCAACCUUUGUCAUGCCAACACAAUGAAAUGGCACUUCAUCUGAACCCUUCUGCACACAUGGCACAAGUUCCUCCAUCCCCACACACAGACACGGGGCUGCGUUUGUACUCAAACUCAGCCAUGGGGCAGCAUCCACACAUCCAGCACCCUCUUUAUCCACACAUCCACACGGCACAGAUCUCUCCACAGCCUCCCUUAGAUGAGCACACAGUCAUGACAGGCAGCACCCAUCUGCUAACUGAGCAUGCUCCAGUCAAAAGGGCCAAACUAACAGAUGAUCAUGUUCUGAACAGAGUACUGAUGACCCAUAAAGCCAGCAUGAAGAGGAGGUUUGAGAGCAUAUGUGAAGGCAUCAUAAGGUCAGGGACUCAAACACUCCUGAACAAGAUCUACACAGAACUCUACAUCACAGAGGGAGAGAGUGAAGGGGUGAAUAAUGAGCAUGAGGUUUGGCAGGUAGAGUCAGCAUCCAGGCCACAAACUACUGGUGACACUGCAAUCAACUGUAAUGAUAUAUUCAAGCCCUUACUUGGACAGGAGAGACAAAUCAGAACAGUCAUGACCAAGGGCAUUGCUGGCAUUGGAAAAACCGUCUCAGUGCAGAAGUUCAUCCUUGACUGGGCAGAGGAGAAAGCUAAUCAGGAUGUAGAUUUCAUGUUUGUGCUUUCAUUCCGUGAGCUGAAUUUGGUCAAACAUGAUCAGUACAGUCUUCACAGGCUCCUGCUUGACUUCCACCCUGAGCUUAGAGAGCUACAGAAUGGUGAAUACAAAGACUGCCACAUUGUGUUCAUCUUUGAUGGUCUGGAUGAGAGUCGACUUCCACUGAAUUUCCAAGGGAACCACACGUUGUGUGAUGUGACACAAACAUCAUCAGUGGAUGUGCUGAUGACGAGCCUCAUUCAGGGACCUCUUCUUCCCUCUGCUCUCAUCUGGAUAACCUCUCGACCAGCAGCAACCAGUCAGAUCCCUUCUCAGUGCAUCAGUCUGGUGACGGAAGUACGAGGGUUCAAUGACCCACAGAAGGAAGAGUAUUUCAGGAAGAGGAUUAGUGACCAAAUUCAAGCCAACAAAAUAAUCUCACACAUUUUGGCAACCAAGAGUCUCCACAUCAUGUGCCAUAUGCCAGUCUUCUGUUGGAUCUCAGCCACUGUCCUUCAGCAGAUACUGGAACAAGAUGAUGGGAAAGAAGCCCCCAAAACACUGACUGAGAUGUUCAUACACUUCCUGCUCAUCCAGACCACCAGCAAGAAGCAGAAGUUUCAAGAAGAAAGUGAGACAGAUGGACAGAGGCUCCUGGAAUCACACAAGGGUGUCAUAUUGAAAUUGGCAGAGCUGGCUUUCAAGCAUCUGGAGAAUGGCAAUCUUAUGUUCUAUGAGGAAGACCUGAGAGAGUGUGGCAUUGAUGUCAGUGAAGCUUCAGUGUACUCUGGCAUGUGCACUGAGAUCUUCAGGGAGGAAUGUGUGUUUCACCACAAGAAGGUCUACUGCUUUGUGCAUCUGAGCAUCCAGGAGUUUCUGGCUGCACUGCAUGUGUUUGCCUCCUAUCUGAAAGAAAACACGUUGGAUGCAGUUCUCAAUAGAAUUUCCUUGAAGAGACUUCCUAGUCGAGACCAUAAGGAUGAGGAGGAGGAGGAGAGUAAAGGGAAGAAAGGACAAGAGGAGAAUGGAGAGGAGGGGAGAGAAGAGAAGGAUGAGGAGGAAGAAGAGGAUGAGGAAGAAGAAGAGUAUGAUGAUGACAGUUAUGAUGAUUAUGACAGUUAUGACUUUGACGAUGAUUGUUAUCAUGAUAAUACUUUGUAUAAUCUGUUGAAAGGGGAAGUGGAUAAGGCUUUAGAUAGCAAGAAUGGACACCUGGACCUUUAUAUCCGCUUCCUUGUAGGCAUAUCAGUAGAGCAGAAUCAGGCCCUUUUACAAGGCUUAUUUCCAAGCAUCCACAACAGUUCAGGCAACAUCAAGAGCACAUGUGAAUAUAUCAAGAAACUCAACAGGAAGGAUUCUUCUCCUGAAAGAUACAUCAAUCUUUUACACUGCUUAUUUGAAAUGAACGAUCACUCUCUACAUCAAGAAAUGCAAGUGUAUUUGACAUCUCCAGAUAACCUAUCAGGUGAAUUGUCACCUGCCCACUGGUCAGCACUGGCCCACAUGCUUCUGAUGUCUGACGAGGUCCUGGACGAGUUUGACUUGAGCAAAUACAGAAUACCAGAGGAGGGACAACACAGACUGAUGCCAGCUGUGAGAUGCUGCAGGAAGGCUCUACUUGCUGGCUGUAAGCUAACAGAGAAGUCCUGGGAUAUCGUGGCCUCCGCUCUGCAGUCUGCAAACUCCCCCUUAAGAGAGCUGGACCUGAGUCAGAAUGACCUGCAGGAGUCAGGAGAAAAGCUGCUCUCUGCUCUACAGAGUCCAAACUGCAAACUGGAGACACUGAGACUUGUUGGCUGUAAGCUAAAAGGACAAUUUCUGGCCAUGACACUUCAGUGGGCAAACUCCCACCUAAGAGAGCUGGACAUCAGUGACAGUAAGCUUCAGGACUGUAGAGGAGAACUGCUCCAUCAACCACUGAAUCAAGACUGUAAAUUGAGACUCAUCAGCUGUAGACUCAAAGACAGCUCGUCUAAUGUUGUGGUCUCAGUUCUGCAGUCAUAUUAUUCUCAACUGAGUGAGUUGGACAUGAGUGGCUGUGAUCUGCACACAUCAGACGAGAAGCAGCUCUCUGGUCUUAGAAACCCAAACUGUCGACUGGAGAAACUGAGACUUGUUGGCUGUAAACUGAGAGGAAGAUUUCUGGCCUUGACUCUUCAGUGGGCAAACUCCCACCUAAGAGAGCUGGACAUCAGUGACAGUGAGCUUCAGGACUGUGGAGGACAACUGCUCCAUCAACCACUGAAUCACGUCUGUAAAGUGAGACUCAUCAGCCGUGGACUCAGCUCCCGUGAGGUUGUGGUCUCAGUUCUUUCCUAUAUUUCUCAACUGAGUGAGUUGGACAUGACUGGUUGUGAUCUGCAAACAUCAACAGAGAAGCUGCUCUCUGGUCUUAGAAACCCAAACUGCCACCUGGAGAAACUGAGACUUGCUGGUUGUGAGUUAACAGAGGUAACCUGUAAGGCUGUAGCCUCUGCUUUGCAGUCCUCCAUCUCCCUAAAGGAACUGGACCUGAGUUACAAUGACCUGAAGGAGUCUGGAGUUCAGCUUCUCUGUACAGGACUCAAUAGCCCUCACUCUAAGCUGACAACAUUAAGGCUCAAUCUGUGCCACCUCUCUAAAGCAAGCUGUGAAAUGAUGGCAUCCGUGCUGCGAAGUGCACCUUCCCAUCUGAGAGAACUGGACAUGAGUGACAAUGACCUGAAGGAUCAAGGAGUGGAGCUGCUCUGUGUGGGACUAAGAAAUCCACAAUGCAAGCUGGAGACACUGAGGUAUGACCAUGGAGGAGAGUGCAGGAUUAAACCAGGACACAGAAAAUAUGCCUGUGAGCUCACACUGGACCCAAACACAGCACACAGAUCUCUCUCUCUCUCUGAGGGGAACAGAAAGGUGACACGUUUGAAGAGGCAGCAGCAGCCGUAUCCUGACCACCCAGAGAGAUUUGACUCCAGGGCUCAGGUGCUGUGUAGAGAGGGUCUGGCUGGACACCAUCCAGAGAGAUGUGACAGUCUGGGUCAGAGUCUAGUCAACACGGGUCAGUCUGGACGCUACUACUGGGAGGCUGAGUGGCGUAAUGGUGAGAUAGCAGUGGCCUAUAAAAGCAUGGAGAGGAAAGGGAGUGGGAACAGCAGCAGGUUUGGAGGUAAUGCCAAGUCCUGGAGUCUGGAGUGCUCUAGUAACAGUUACUCUGCCUGCCACAAUAAUAAGCAGACUGCCAUACCUGCCCCCUCCUCCAGCUCCAGCAGAGUAGGAGUGUACCUGGACUGGCCAGCAGGCACUCUGUCCUUCUACAGCGUCUCCUCUAACACACUCACCCACCUGCACACGUUCCACUCCACAUUCACUGAGCCCCUCUAUCCUGGGUUUUGGACUCUCUCCUCAGUGUCCCUGUGCCAGAUCACAUGACCUCCUAAUCCUGCAGCAGAGGAGAGCCACGCACCUGUUUACACACUCCUGUGUGUGUGUGUGUGUGUGUGUGUGUGUGUGUGUGUGUGUGUGUGCUUUGUGUGUGUAUGUGUGUGUGUGUGUGUGUCUGUGUGUGUGCUUUGUGUUUGUGUGUGUUUCCACAGGAGAGGAGCGCCACACACACUACUAUGUGUGUAUGUGUGUCCCUUCUAUUGCCUCAUCUGUUUCUUUUUGUGUGUGUGUGUUUAGUAUGUCUCUUUCUCUCUCGCUCUCUCUCACUCCUUCUGUGUGUGUGUGUAUGUGUGUUGCUGGCUUCCUCUGUGCUGCAUCAUUCUUCUGUUGCUGCAGAUUAAUAAGAUUAUAAAAUGAACAUACAGUGAGAGUGGACAUGUUUUCUCAGGGCUGGGAGUGUUAAUCCACCGUUAUUUUACAUCUAUAUUCUGAUAUGCUUGAGAGUGAGUCUUCAUAUGCUUGAAGGUGAUUCCUUUUAUUUGAAUAAUAAGUUAAAUAUGUCAUUGGUGAAUUGGUUAAAAUGGCUUAAAGGGAACAGAAUGUAAGUCAUAGGAAAAUGACUUACAAAUAAAUAAAGUCAUGA